AAUAUUACACAGAAGAAAGUUUGAAGAAAGCCCCAGAUAGAGAGAGAGACAGAGAGAGAGGGACUGCAAAGGCAAACCAGCUCUCUUCUUUGUACCUCUCAAACAUUAUAGAUUUCUAGAUUUUUUUUUCACCACAAAAUUACCCCUUUUCUUCUCCUUUUCAGCUUCUUCCUGCUGUAUCCUCUUCAUCCAUUUUCCUCCAUUUCAUGAAAAGCUUUGUAUCUUCAAAGUUUUCUCAUUGAUCUUUGACUGCUGAAGGAUAAAAUGAAUCGAAUUCGAGCACAUUCAUCUCCUGAAUUAGUUCAUUCUUCGCCAUCAAGCGAACAGUACGAUGAUUCAGCUUUAGAAGGCGUUGCAGCACAUAUUAAGUUGUUAUUAAAGCUAAUCCAAGAUCAUAAAGAUGCAUGCAAGAAAGAGAAAAACGAUGGCAGGAGAAUGUUAAGGGUGGCUACAAUGAUGACCAUUCUGGACAACAUUAGAACUCGGAUUCAGAAAUGUCAAUCUUUUGGCAGCAAAACAUCAGCAGCUGAGCUGAGGCGAUGCAACACGGAGCUUAGGCCUGCCAAUGUCCCAAGGGACAAAAGGCAAGGCGAACCAAUAGCCGAUGAGAAAGAGAGGCUAAGAAAGGAGCUCAAUGCAAGCUUGGCAGCAAGGAAGAGCCUAGAAAUAAUGUGCUCUAGCUUGGGAAAAGAGAAAGAAAUUAUGGCUUCAGAAUUAGCAAGAAAGGUUCAUGAAGAGAAUGAAAUGGAGGAACUUAUCAAUGAUCUGAAAGCACAGAAUGAGACAUUAUUGGAGAAAGUAAAAGAAUUUUCUGCUGAGAACAAAGAGAGAUCAUCUGAUAGAGCAGAGACACAAAGAAACGCUGUACUCCAAGAGCGGAACAAGGCACUGUCCGAGCAACUCCUCAGGUCCCUUGAUGGUUACCGGUCCAUGAAAAGGAAAUUUAAACAAGCACAAGAGGAAAAUGCAGUAAUGUGUGCAACAAUGGAGGAAAUAGUAACAGAAGCUGGAUUGAGCCUUGACCAUAUCCGUGGCUUCAAGCAACGGAUAGCCACAGGAAGCGAACCAGUAGUUAACAUGCAAGAGGAGAUUUCUGAGUUGGAGAAUAUGUUUGAGUGCUUUGAAGUGAAGGUAUCAAAACAUGGUCAAAAGAAAGGGGAAUGUGGUAAACCAACAGGCGAGAUCAAUGCCUGUAAGCCUUCUGUUCUGGCAUGACCAGAGAAGGGUGAAUUACCCCAGAUGUGCCCCUGUCUGGAUUUUGUCAAAUUUUACUAUACUACAAAAUUAAAAGUAAUAUGAAUAUCAGUUGUAAGGGAUCAAAAUAGGAGUGAUUAGUGAUGUUGCACGUCGUAUUCGUGUACAAUGAGUCAAUGACUGAUGACUUGUUCAGUUAUUUAGCCUAUGCAUUGUUCCAGAUAUCCAUGUAAUACCAGUUCUCCCCUGCUAUUCCCUUUUAUAUUUUGGCAGCCAGACAGAGCUAAUGGAAAGGUU
This is a messenger RNA of Ilex paraguariensis (yerba mate), 1491 nucleotides long. The record is from the annotation of a GenBank genome assembly. Lineage: Eukaryota; Viridiplantae; Streptophyta; Magnoliopsida; Aquifoliales; Aquifoliaceae.